Molecule: messenger RNA, 1116 nt
Organism: Phialemonium atrogriseum
Lineage: Eukaryota; Fungi; Ascomycota; Sordariomycetes; Cephalothecales; Cephalothecaceae
Product: alpha/beta-hydrolase
Exons: 1
Coding region: 25-1116 (363 amino acids)
Molecular function (GO): hydrolase activity
Source: RefSeq, a predicted model, not a curated record
GUAGCACGCCAACAAGAACCCAUCAUGGCUUCUAUAACAGCCCCCGGCCGUCUAGGUGAUCCAGAAAUGUCUCUUGCAACAGAACCCCGCAUCCACCCCAAGCUUUUGGCGGCCUUGAAAGGCCACGGCAUACAUACACUGUCGUAUCUAUCUCCAGACAUGACGCCAGACGCACCAUUAGACACCAUAUGCUCUUUCGUGUCCAAGAACGAAGAAGCCAUCGAACGUCUCUUCGAAAACAUCGAUUACAGUGUGCCAGAAGAAACUUCAACGCCGAUCACGACAUCCGAAGAGUUUGUUCCCGGUCCAGACGGCAACAAAGUUAGGCUGAUAAUCCGCCGCCCCUCCGAAUCCCUAGGCGCUCCCCUGCCCGCAGUCCUCUACUUCCACGGCGGUGGCAUGGUCAUUCUGCGCACCGAGAAUGCCAUGCAUACCGCCUGGGCGGAAUCCCUGGCCAGAACCGGCCUCGUGGCGAUUACAGUCGACUUCCGCAACGCCCUGACCCGCACCGGCCUCAACCCAUUCCCAGCGGGUCUCAACGACUGCGCCGCGGCCGUCCGUUGGGUCGACGCGCACCGAGAGCGCCUGGGCAUCAGUAAGGUCGUUCUCCAGGGCGAGAGCGGUGGAGCCAACCUCGCACUAGCCACGGCCAUCAAGGCGAAAAGGGAGGGCUGGAUCAAGGCGAUUGAUGGCGUGUGUGCGUCGGUCCCGUACAUUAGUGGGGCGUAUGGCUUGCCGAUGGAGUGGAAGCUUCGUGAGCUGCCUAGUCUCGUUGAGUGUGAUGGGUAUCUCAUCAGUUGCGCCACCAGCGUGCUUAAUGCCAGGCUUUACGAUCCCUCGGGUGAGCAUGCAAGGGAUCCUCUCGCGUGGCCGUAUUGGGCUGCCGAAGAGGACAUGGAAGGGCUGCCCCCUCAUCUCAUUGUGACGAGCGAGCUGGAUCCGCUGAGAGACGAAGGCAAUGCUUACUACAGGAAGCUGGUCGGGGCUGGUGUGAGGGCAGUGGGGAAGAUGAAUAUGGGUGUGAUUCAUGAGGCCGAGUUGUUUUUGCCCCAGACAUUGCCGGAUUUGUUUCAUGCGAAUCUAUGGGAGUUGAAGAAGUUUAUUGAUAGUCUUUAA